Messenger RNA from Impatiens glandulifera, 3298 nucleotides. Its product is annotated as myb-like protein X. The transcript has 3 exons. Lineage: Eukaryota; Viridiplantae; Streptophyta; Magnoliopsida; Ericales; Balsaminaceae. The coding region runs from base 1192 to 2772 and encodes 526 amino acids. The record is from RefSeq and is a predicted model, not a curated record.
CACACUUUGAGUAGUAUACGCCAUAAACGGCCUCUCUCAGAAUCCUUGAAGAGAGAGAGAGAGAGAGACGAGAGAGAGAAGGGGGUGAGACCUUUUGAGAGCGAAGAGGAAGACCUAUAUUGAGGAAAAAGACUAUAGAUAGACAAGGAUUCAUACAGAAAGAGAGAGAGAGAGAGAGAGAUAAAGGGAGAGAAGUAUAUAGUCAAAAGGAGUUGGGAGGAGAUGAGAACUGAUUAUCGAGAUCUUGUCCCCCCUACAAUGGUGACUCUUUGUAGCGGACGACAAGGUAAUUGAUUUCUUGGAAUUCAUUCAAUUGAUCCAUCCAUCUCUCUGUCUUUUAUCUCCCCUUCUCCUCCUCUUCAAUUAACCUUCGAACCCAUAUCGCUGUUGAGGAGAAGAAGAAGGAACUAUUCUCUCGCUGUCCACUCUUUUCAACUAUUCAUACUUUUAGGGUUUCUGUUUAGUCUCACUGAGGAAUGCUCUGCUUCUAGGGUUUCGCUUGAUCAAUUACUGUUUAGGGUUUCCUACAAGGGUAAUCGGAAUCUGGGUUUCAGUAGACUGUUGCGCUUGGAUCUUCUUCAGAGAUAAGAUCGAGGGUUAAGUGAAUGUUCUGAUUUUGUAUAUGCUGGUGGCCAUGAUUAUGUCCAAAGUCAAUUGUUUUGGGCAUGAAAGAGGAUUGCAGAUAUAGAAUUCUCUAGUGAGCAGCUACAAAUUAUGGUAUUGGACUUUGAACUGAAAGUAAAGGUGAUGAUUCUAUGGUGUUGGCAGUAACACACAAGAAAGGAUAUCAAAUUCCAGUGGACCAUAAUUUUUUUUCUCAAAAAAAACCCUACUUGAAUUAGCUUUAUUUAAGCUAAAUUGGCGAUUACUUUUGUGUAUUUUCCAGUGAUUCUGAAUGUGGGUUUUCUAUAAUUAGUGUUUGGGGUGCUGUUACAGUGAUUUGGACUAGUUGAUCAGAGUAAAAUCGUUUCCUUGAAGCAUUGGAGUUAAAAGUGAGUGAAUUUUGUUGGAGUGGGGAAACUCAUGGAGUAUUGAUCAAACUGGAAAUGAUUUUGGGGACAUGGUGCAUGGACAAGAGCAUAGUCACUGGUUCGUUCCUUUACUGGAACAACACUGUUGGAAAGUGAAUACCAAGUUAUUUUUGUUUCUGGAAGUUAUCUUUCCAUUUUGCUUAUCACAGGCUAGUGUGCAAUGUCUCGCUGCUUUCCAUUUCCACCGCCUGGAUAUGAAAAGAAGCCCAGAAUAGAUGAACUCAACUUGCUGAAAAAGGAGAAGCGCAAGGAGAAAAAGCAUAAGAAGGAAAAGAAGGACAAGGAGAAGAGAGAAGGCAAAGAGAAAAGAGAGAAAGAUAGAAGUGUUGGGAAACAUGAGGAGAAGAAAGAUAGAAAGGAGAAGCACAAGGAAAAAAAGAAGGACCGAGAUAAAGAAAAAGAGAAAAGCAGUACCUCAGGAGAGAAGAAGACUGAUGUUCAAGCCGAGGGAUACAAGGAAGAAAAGCUCAAUCAUAAAGAUCAGAAUGAUAGAGACAAAAGCAAAACCUUGGUUGUAAAGAAACAGAUUACGCAGCUUCACUAUCAAGGGGAAGAAAAAACUUUCCCAAACAGCCUUCCGGUUGAGAAAAACGACAAUGCCAAAUAUGUUCAAGAGUUGGCCCGAAGGAUUAAAGAUGAUAAAGGUUCUGGAAGUCAAUUGGUUGGCAAAAUUUCUAGCACAGAACAGAAAUUUACUGUACAGAUGGAAAGACCCAUGGCUGAAAGGAAGGAAAAUGACUUGGAUAAAAGAUUCAAUAACAGAAAGAUGGAUGAACAUGUGUUUAAGCAAAGCACAAGACCAAUUGGCCAUCCGAUUUUACAGAACAGUAUUGGAACUGCCUCAAACAGACUGGAAGGAGGAAUGGUUAAGCCACUUAUUGGAACAGGUUUGGAGGAGAAAUCAAAACCAAAAGGUUGGGAAGAGGAUCAGGAGAUGAAAAGCACAUCAAAGGAUAGAGAUAAGAAAAAUGAAGAGAAAAGUGAAAAUAAGAAUAAGGGGCAAGAUAAAUUUGUAGGUUCCUUAAACAAGAAUGACAUUCCCGGCACUCAAAAGAUGCUUUCUCAUCUGAUGACCAAAGAUGGAGAUAGAGGCACACUCACCGAUGUAAACAUCAAGAAGAGGAAGGAACUUGAGGUAAAUGAUCUUCUUCCUGGUGCUCAGAACAUCACACUUCAUCACAUUAAAGAUGGUUUCAGAGGUGCUGUUACUGAGGGAAAUCUCAAGAAAAGAACGCAAGUUGAAGCCAAUGGGUUUCUUCAUGAUUUGGAGUCCAGGCCUAAUAAAAUGUCACGGGCAGACGAUGGGAGGAAAUUGGAGCCUUUCUUAACAUCUUCCAAUCCUCUAAUCUCUUCCAAUAAACAUGGGCUGGCGGUUGUCAAUCAUAAGGUUGAUGUUGUUAAGGAAGGUCAAAAGGUAAAUGGUGUAAUUGAACUUCAGCCAGUCCCUAUGCCAACCACAAAACCUUCAACAGUGAUAUCACAAACUAACCUGAUAACUCGAGCUCGAAUUAAAUCUCCCCAUCCAGAUUCAAAGUAUUUGAGCCAGAUACUUACGGUUCCACAAAUUGAGGAGUCAUUAGAUUUUGACAAUCAAGAAUGGCUGUUUAAAAGCAAUACCAAUCUCUCCAAGAAGCCCAAUGAAGCUUCUAAUCAGGCAGCUGAGGCAAGCAGAGUUUGGGCCGAAGCUCUGCAGAUUGAGUCAGCAGACAUUUGUGCUCUUCCAUAUGUUAUUCCUUAUUGAUGGAAUUUAGGGCUUUAAUUGGAGUUCUUCCAAGGUUAAGCGCGGUUAUUGGCUGGAUUCCAUACACUCCUUACAGAUGGUCUCCAGCUCUGCAGAAGUUCGCGGUAAAGAAGCAUCCAAUAUUCCGGAUUUCCAAGUCCAGGUUCUUCUAUAGCCAAAUUCUUUAAUGGUUGCAUGAUGCCGACUCUGCCCUUAAGUUUAGCAUGUAUGAGUGAUUUAUAUCAUUUAAAAUUACUAGUUUAAAAUGAAAUGAACUCUUGCCAUUGCCAUAUACAGUAGAUAGUUCUACAGUUGGUUGAUGCGGCUUUUAAAGGGUGCUAAAUGGGAAAAACAAAUAAAUAUAGAAAGGAGAGGCGGUUUAUUGGUUGAAACAAGGGAUUCUUUGACAUUUGACUGGAUAGUGAUAAAGAGGGUGGGUUUUAUUUUUGAAACUGGGUUUUAUGGCUGUGAAAAUUUGAAUCAAUUAUACAGAUUGAGCUAAAUCUGAUGUAAAAGAAAGAAGAAAGUGUUGUUGGUUGAUUUUUGC